Messenger RNA from Gossypium raimondii (Peruvian cotton), 1386 nucleotides. RefSeq lists its product as uncharacterized. The transcript is spliced from 7 exons. NCBI's taxonomy places the organism in Eukaryota, Viridiplantae, Streptophyta, Magnoliopsida, Malvales, Malvaceae. Gene Ontology annotation, molecular function: nucleic acid binding. The record is from RefSeq and is a predicted model, not a curated record. Bases 1 to 1386 code for a protein of 461 amino acids.
AUGUCUGUAGCUGAGUAUGAGAGGGAAUUUGUGCGACUCGAAUUUGCAAUUCUGGUUGACAGAGCGGUCAAGGUUGAAGAACUUAGCAAAGCGAAGAGAAAAGCCGAUCCUGAGGCUCAUGAUUUGGGACAAAGACCUCUCAGAAAAUCAUUCUCAUCUUCAUGGAAAAAGUCAAAAGAAUUUCAUAGCCAUUCAUCAGCUUCGUGUAAUAGACGACACUUUGGUGAAUGUAGACUGAAAGAUGGGUCGUGUUUUAAAUGUGGUUCUUACGAUCUUUAUCUCAGAGACUGCUCUGAAAGGUCCGACAAAGAAAAAGGUAAGACUUCUCGUUCGUGUAAUACAACUGUUAGAGAGAGACCACCACGGAACACUGGAAAUGCGGGUAACAGUCAUAGUGGGAUCAAAGAUUCUACUAUGAUAUCUGAGGCACGUGCACCAUCUAGGACUUAUGCGAUUCGUGCUCAAGAGGAGGCUUCAGCACCUGAUGUGAUUACCGCAGACAGUAUUAUAGUUGAUCGAAGUAAAGUCUCAGCUGUGGUGGACUGGAAACCUCUAAGAAAUGUGUUGGAAGUUAGAAGUUUUUUGGGUUUAGCUGGAUAUUACAGAAGAUUUGUUAAAGGAAUUUCGAUAAUUUCUAUGCCGUUGACGAAACUACUUCAAAAAGAUGUCAAGUUUGAAUGGUCUAAAGAGUGUUGUGUUUUGAUGCAUGAAGGCAAAGCGAUAGCGUGUGCUUCUCGACAGUUGAAACUGCACGAAAAGAAUUAUCCGACUCAUGAUUUAGAGCUUCCAGCUAUUGUAUUUGCUAAAGAUUUGGCAACACCAUUUGUACGGAGAAGAGUGUCACAUCUUCACGAAUCACAAAAUUCUGAAAUUUACGAAGCUCAGAAAGGUGAUGAUGAUUUGUUUGCUAAAUGGAGGCAAAUUGAACUGACAUCUGAUUCAGAUUUUUAUGUUGGCUUAGACGACAGUUUGUACUUUAAAAAUAGAGUUUGUGUUCCAAGAAAUUCUGAUCUCAUUCAGAAGAUUUUACAAGAAGCUCAUAGUAGUAGCUUAUCGAUACAUUCUGGUAGCAAUAAAAUGUACGGUGAUUUGAAACAAAUGUACUGGUCGCCAAGUACCUUCGGGUUUAUUACAACCUGUGAUGAUUCCAAAGUGGAAAUGGAACGUGUUACGAUAGAUUUCGUAUCGGGAUUGCCUCUACCUCUGAGAAAGAAAGAUGUUCUAUGGGUCACUAUUGACCGUUUGAUGAAAUCUGCGCAUUUCAUUCCAGUGCGUAUGAAAUUUUCACUUGGGAGAUUUGCAGAGUUGUAUGUUUCUGAAAUUGUUAGAUUUCACGGUGUCCCAGUUUCUAUAAUCUCUGGCAGGGAUCCACAGUUUACAUCUUGA